AUGUCGGGGAUCGACUACUCCAAAUGGGACAAACUGAUCGACAGCAGCAGCGGCAGCAGCGACGACGACACCCAGCAUGAAUUGGACAGGUGCGAUGAGGGCCACCGCGGCGGCUGCAGAGUUCCGCAGGUGACACGGCUGAAAUAUCCGUCUCGCGUGAUUUUGGACUCGAAUGGAGUGCGGCUUGAAGAAGCACCACCCAAAGCAUUAGCCAGCCCGUUUUGCGGAGCUACUGCACCUCCCAGAGAAACGCAUAGUGACAGUGUUCUUGGGGCAAUCCCAUUCAACGAUGAGUCGUCUCAUGCUGGGUCCGACACCGCAGCGGGAAACGCGAGCAGCAACUCUAACGUCAAGACGGAGGGGGCCCGAAGUGCUGAUCAGGAACGUCUGGACGCUACCGAUGAUGACGAGGAUCUGCUCUACGAGAGCCUCGCCCGUAAUGGUGGUCGGGAAGGUUCCCAUCACUGGUGGACCCAGACCAAAGACACGGUCACCGUGAGCUUCUUGGUGCCCUGGGAGACGAAAGGCAAGUCGGUGACCGGGUUCCGUCUCUACGAGGCGCGUGCCGCGACGGCAUCAGGGUCCGAGCUACCCUACAUUCAUCUGGAAAUAGCGAUUCAGGUACUGCCAACCUGCUUGGCGUCGGCGAGUGGCGGCCCACCUGCUUCACCGGCGCCUCUACACAUACACGAAGUGUUCCGUUACCCUGUGAAGCUCUCUGAGGAUCUGAUUGACGGGUGCUGGCAGCUGCACUUCAUGCCAAAACGACAUCUGCGUCUUUUAGUCGUGCAGCUCUUCAAAGAACCGGUCGGUCUUGGUAUGACGCUGUGGUGGGACCGCUGCUUUGUAUCAGACACAAUUUCCGUCAUUGCUGACACCCACGCCAUUCCAGAUCGAAUGCAGCAGAUGGAAGCGACGCCAGAGUCGAAAGAGAAGGCGGUGCAGUUCCGCAAAGUCUGGGCCGAGGCGCACGAGGAGUUUCGUCGGCGUAUGCAAGAGCGCCGGCGGGAAAUCAGCGAGUAA
Messenger RNA from Leishmania braziliensis MHOM/BR/75/M2904, 1023 nucleotides. RefSeq lists its product as hypothetical. Lineage: Eukaryota; Euglenozoa; Kinetoplastea; Trypanosomatida; Trypanosomatidae. Bases 1 to 1023 code for a protein of 340 amino acids. The transcript has a single exon. The record is from RefSeq and is a predicted model, not a curated record.